AUGGCUUACAAUCUAAAAUCUCUCAUAAAGAUUCUACAAGAAACCCUGAACCCUGAUGUAGAGCGCUGGAAUUUUGACCAUGUCAAACCACAGCUAAUAUCCCUCCUUGAAAUAGCAGCUUCUCUGAAGCAGAUUCUUGAAACCCCUAUUAUGGAAAGCAGCCCCGAAACGGAAAGAUUAGAGAGUGAAAUCCGAGAUGCAACACAUGAAGCAGAGGACAUCAUCGAAUCCCAUAUGGUCGAUCAGAUCAUCCCUGAAGGCUCUAGCUCCAAAAUCCACCCACCACAAAUUCUGGAGCAACUCAUCCAAAAACUUCAUUCUGUAAAGGAGUUGGUGAUGAAGAUCAUGGAUGGAAACCAAAUAUCAACAUCUGCUUCUGCUUCUGCUGUUGCUUCGUCUUCGCCUGCCAAGAACACUGUGGUGGGGCUUGAUCAAGAUUUGAUGCAGUUGAUGGAUCGCCUCACGGGGCACGGGAGAAAGCUGGAGAUCAUCCCCAUUGUCGGAAUGGGCGGGAUUGGUAAGACCACUCUUGCUCGAACUCUCUACGAUGAUCAAGCCAUUGUCUCUCACUUCGAUAUAUGUGGUUGGACCACAAUUUCACAAGAUCGCAACGUGCGGUCAAUUCUGUUAUCGCUUUUGAGCUGCAUAUAUAAAGACCGAAUCACUCCUGAUCUCCUCCAAGAGGAAGAUUACGAGUUGGAAGAUGAUAUUUACAAGAUCUUGUACGGCAGAAGAUACCUGAUUGUAUUAGAUGACAUGUGGGGUGCCCACUCUUGGGACUCUAUAAGAAAGUGCUUUCCCAGCAACGAUAAUCGCAGUCGAAUCGUGAUAACAAGUAGGGAUUCAAACGUGGGUAAAUAUGUAGUCGGCUCGGGGAGUUUCCAGCAUGAGAUGAAUCUACUAACCAAGUCUCAGAGCUGGAGUCUACUUGCUGAGAAGGUGUUUGGGAAAACCGAAUGCCCUGUUGAGUUACAAGGCGUCGGGAGAAAGAUCGCGAGUGAUUGCAGAGGGCUUCCUCUCGCGAUCCAUGUGAUCGGAGGGCUCCUGUCCGAGGCCGGGAGAUCAACAGAUGUUUGGGAGAGGAUUGCCAAAGAUGUAAGAGCUGCCAUUGCUGAAUCAGACGAUGAAUUCUCUAACAUACUAUCUUUGAGUUAUAACCACUUGCCGAAUCACUUGAAGCCAUGUUUUCUGUACAUGGGAGCCUUUCCAGAGGAUUCUAAGGUGGGUGCCUCUAGGCUCAUAGGUUUGUGGGUAGCUGAGGGAUUUGCAGAAGAAGCAGAUGAAGCAGAGGGCUACUUGACUGCUCUGGUGGAGAGGAAUCUGCUCACGGUUAGACAAAACAAAUAUAAUGGAAAACCGAAGAGCUACGGCAUUCAUGAUCUUUUGAGAGACCUAUCCAUAAGGAAAGCUAAGCAGGAGAAGUUCCUACAUGUCACAGCUCCGGUUCCAACGAGGGCCACAUUACACGGCCCACGCCGCCUAAGCGCUCACCUACAUCUUCGAUUUAGGCAUUUAUCCGACUUCUCCUUCUCCACCACCCGCUCUUUCAUAUGGCAUGAUAGUAACUCGUUUGAGUUUCUGAGUGGCUUCUUCCGAGGGUCAAGAUUGGUGAGGGUGUUGGAUGUGGUGGGCGUGAGUGAAUCGCUCAAGUUCGUACCUAAGAUAUUACAACUUGUCAACCUACGCUACUUAGCUCUGUCCUCGUCUCGCUCACAGAUUCUACCCACUUGUGAAGUAUCAAGAUUCCGGAAUCUGCAGACGUUGAUAGUCGUGGGCGAUAUGGGCGUUGUGGAUAUUCCGUCGGAGAUAUGGGAGAUGCCUGAGUUGAGAUGCCUCAAGUUGAAGGGAUCAACCAUGCGCUAUUCUGGUGGAAGAAUAAGCUCUGUUCGAGGCAAGAUGCAGACGAUCUCUACUUUACAAUUACACAUGCUGUUAGAAAUCGAUUUCUUCACGAGCUUCCCCAACAUGAGAAGCUUGGAGCUUGAUUCCGUCGGCUAUGAUUCUGAAUCAGCUCUAGACCUUCGCCAUCUCCACAAACUUGAGAAACUCGUAUGCUCAUCUCGGUUUCCUUCAACUGGUCACCUGUUGCACAAUCUCCGGCUCCCUCUAACUAUGAGGAAAUUGACUCUCAACAAAUGUGCGAUACCUCCGGAGUUCAUGUCGACUCUAGCUCAUCAACUGCUGCAUCUUCAAGUACUCAGAAUACUCGGGUGUGUCUUCAUGAGUGAGGAAGUAGAAGAGUGGGAGGCAACGGAAGAAGAUGUGUUCGGAUCACUGCAGUUUCUGAGCCUCGAGGAUUUGGAUGUGGCGCGUUGGAGAGCUGACGAGACCAACUUCCCUGUGCUCCGGAACUUGGUUAUAAGGAGAUGUUGGGAGCUUGAGGAAAUCCCCAGCGGCAUUGGAGAAAUCCAAACGCUGCAAUUGAUGGAGCUGACGCAUUGCUCACCUUGUAUUGUGGCCUCAGCGAAACAGAUUCAAGAGGUGCAGCAAUCUGACUACGACAACUACGACCUCCAACUUAGAAUUUUCCCCUCCGGUUUUAAUUAG
Salvia miltiorrhiza (redroot sage) is the source of this 2547-nucleotide messenger RNA. RefSeq names its product putative late blight resistance protein homolog R1A-10. The record is from RefSeq and is a predicted model, not a curated record. Bases 1 to 2547 code for a protein of 848 amino acids. Gene Ontology annotation, biological process: defense response to other organism. NCBI's taxonomy places the organism in Eukaryota, Viridiplantae, Streptophyta, Magnoliopsida, Lamiales, Lamiaceae. The transcript has a single exon. Gene Ontology annotation, molecular function: ADP binding.